CAGCUGACUCUCCGCUGCUUCUCCUUUUGAUGCUGUUCCGGGCUUCCGCCUCGUCCCACCGACCGUCCCUGCACCAUUCAUAGUAUUAUUGCUCUUAUUCACCUCCUCUGGCCCCGAGUUAGACACCUUGGCGUCCAGUACCUGCGGUGCAGCCGGAGACCACCGAAUCGAUGCUGCUGGAGUGGAUGAUGAACGGACACGCCAUCCUGUACACGGGGGUCACUUUGGCCUUCUGGAGCACCAUAUUAAUCGUCGGUAUUUGCUACACCAUAUUUGACCUGGGCUUCCGGUUUGACGUGGGAUGGUUCCUCACAGAAACGUCUCCCUACAUGUGGGCCAACCUGGGCAUCGGCCUGGCCAUCUCUUUGUCUGUGGUGGGAGCCGCCUGGGGCAUCUACAUCACCGGCUCCAGCAUCAUUGGUGGGGGUGUGAAGGCCCCUCGAAUUAAGACGAAGAAUCUGGUUAGCAUCAUCUUCUGCGAAGCUGUCGCCAUCUAUGGAAUCAUCAUGGCUAUUGUCAUCAGCAACAUGGCCGAGUCCUUCAGCGGAACGACCCCGGAGACUAUUGGGGUGCGGAACUAUCAAGCUGGGUACUCCAUGUUUGGAGCAGGACUCACCGUCGGCUUCUCCAAUCUCUUCUGCGGCAUCUGCGUGGGCAUCGUGGGCAGCGGUGCGGCCCUGGCCGACGCCCAGAACCCCAGCUUGUUUGUUAAGAUCCUCAUCGUGGAAAUCUUUGCGAGCGCCAUCGGCCUGUUCGGCGUGAUCGUGGCCAUUCUGCAGACGUCGAAGGUAAAGAUGGGCGAUUAAAGCUGCUUCUCUAAAUGAAAUGACACCGCUGGAAAAACAGAUGAAUUAUUGUGUAAAUACAUGGUAAAUUAUUUAAAUGUCUGUACGCUGGGUCUGGUUCAGUCGUUCGCACAAGUGUGGCUCUGAACUGCACCUCUGUUCUCAGCACUGUGCCGACGACGAGAGUAUUUCAAAACCCUGUGUGUGUGCUGGACAUGUGGUCUUUUUUCUCUCUGUGAAGCAUGCGUGUGAUCAUGUGUCACGUCUGUCCCUUUUUUGUUACUCUUCUCUGAUGUGUUUGUGAUUCUCGAACCCACAAGAGCCCAAAUACACUACUUAGCAGAUAAGUUUAAAGAGUUUAAAUUGGAACUUCACUCAUACAUUUGUCAUCAUUUAACAGGUUUGUGCUCAAUCUUUUGAAAUUUGACUGUUUACAUGACAUAAUCAAUGUGAUAUUCUGUGUAUAAAAUAUCAGUUCUACUUUGUUUUUUGUUUGUGUUCAUGUUAAAAUAUUUUUUAAUCACUUAAACAUUCCCUAAAAUUAUUUGUAUUUGGGCCUUCGAAGUUGAACUUCUGAUUUAAUGCAGCCGUCAUUUGUCUCAUUCUGUUGGAACAGAAACACAUUUUCAAAUCUCUAGGAAUAUCGUACUCGCCAGAAUACUGUUUCUGUUCACCUCCAUUCUGGCUAUUCUGUGUGAAGUCAAGGAAACUGGUUUAUGUGUGUCGGGUGGACCAGAAGUCGACCAACUAUAGUGGUUAAAGUUAUCACAUUUUCAGUGACUGUAGUUGGUGCCGUGUGUGUUGACGUAGUGGUGGUCAGAACAAAUGGAUUCUCUGGCUUCAUGUGUGUGAUGUAAAAAGAAUAAAAUCAUCAUCAAACACA
Messenger RNA from Synchiropus splendidus (mandarinfish), 1668 nucleotides. It is a transcript of the gene atp6v0b, whose product is annotated as ATPase H+ transporting V0 subunit b. The coding region runs from base 171 to 806 and encodes 211 amino acids. The record is from RefSeq and is a predicted model, not a curated record. Gene Ontology annotation, cellular component: proton-transporting V-type ATPase, V0 domain. Lineage: Eukaryota; Metazoa; Chordata; Actinopteri; Syngnathiformes; Callionymidae. Gene Ontology annotation, biological process: proton transmembrane transport. Gene Ontology annotation, molecular function: proton-transporting ATPase activity, rotational mechanism. The transcript has 8 exons.